GCCUCAUCCAGCAAAAAUCAAAUCAAAACAAACGCACGACGAACGAUGAGGUGAUUCCCAAGUGCCAGAAUUUCGCAGGUCGUGCCAUGAGUCGUGAAAGGUCACGUUUGUCGUAAAAACGACCACCUUAACCUGACACGAUGGAUUAUUUCACCUCUGGCUUGCAGCGUCAAGCCAACUUCCAAAUUAGCGACUGCUCGCAGAAUUUUUUGCAGAGAAUUUCAAACCUCUGCGGCAGCUACGAGAUGAGCGACGUGACGCUGGUGGUCGGUGGCACCGAAUAUCCUGCUCACCGCCUUCUUCUUUGCCUCUCCAGUGAAGUUUUCAGGGUCAUGCUCAUGAACAAAGAAUGGAACGAAGCCCAGGAAAGAAAAGUGGUUCUGCAGGAGUCUACGCAGUGCUGCAAACACUUUCAUAAGUUCCUAGCCUUCUUCUAUCGAGGCAAAAUCUGCAUUUCGGUGGACGAUUGCCUACCCAUCCUCUGCCUUGCCGACAAGUACAAUGUGAAGGAAUUAAGUGCCACUUGUUUGGAAUAUAUGUGUCUGCACAUAGCCUACGCUGCCACCAAUAGCAUUCUGCUCUCUUGGAUGCAGUACACAAACUGCUGCGGACACACUGCCGCUGCUCAGGCUUGCCAGAACUUUGUGCUAUGGAACUUCUCCACUGUAGCUCGCGCUGAUGACUUUUGCUACCUUGAACUAGAGUCGAUCAUUUCCAUUCUGCAGCAAAAUGAUCUCGUCGUAAAAGAUGAACUAGAGCUUUACAGACUCGUGAUAUACUGGCUGGAGCUGCAAAAGCUUCGUCUGGCUGAAUCGGACUUAGAUACUGAGGAAACAUUAGCAUCAUACACUCAGGCAACAAUGAAGUGCAUUCGCUUCCCCAUGAUGACACCAAGGCAACUGGCGGAUCUGCUGCUGCAGAAUGAAGUCAAAAAGUACAAAGAAUUUUUCGUCGACCGGCUGGCCCUAGGGAUGGCUUUUCACUCUGAUGAGAAGCAGCAAUUAGCCAAGCUAAUGGAAGGAGAGUCAGAGCUAAUGUUGGUGCCGCGAAUUUACACAGCAGACACUUGGAGCUCAGUGGUGGUCAUCGAGAAGUACUCGGACAUCCAGUCAUAUCACACAAGCACCCUGGUCUUCUCUAUACCUGCCUCUUUUUCUGAAUGCAACCAGAGUAGUCACAUUGAGUGGGUUGUUGACUUUUACCCACGAGGUUUGUGGUACCCCAAGGGUCUGCUUAUCACCUGGGAGGGCACUAAGGAGGUGCCGGAGGCUGUGCUCAAAACUUGCAGACUUUCCAUCACCUGCCGGGACCCUGAGACUUUAGAACGCAAUCACUUCCAUGCCAAAAUCGGUGUCCUUGUUAGCGGAAUGAGUGCCGGAAUCGAACAUGUGGCCAAUGUUGUUUACAAACACCACUACUUUGACAGGGGCAAUAGUGUGCUGCACCUGGACGAUGUUCUGCCUUAUGAGAAGUUGCUGAGAAGCAAGUUUUUAGUAGGUGAACAUUUGGAUACGCUCAAACUCAGAAUUGUGAUCCAACCACUUGAUGAUGUCGUCAGAUAGUGCAUUUCCAUUCAAACAAAGUCACCUUGUGUAUUUUCUACUGAAAUAAACACUAAAUCUAUACCAAAUAAACGUUUUAACUUAAAAUCUUAUUUAAACAUCUCAGCAAAUGUGGCAAGAAAUUACUAUUUUAAACUGGAAUGUAUAUAUUUCAAUAAUUCAAAUAAUUUAUUUGUAAGAAGCAGGCUAAGCAUUGCUUCAAUGCAACGCGCGUAGCAUUACAAAGUUACGGACCGUGACAUCAUUAAGUUAUUUGACUUUCAGAUUGAAGAGUCUCUUUGGCAGGUCAUUUGAU
Neocloeon triangulifer is the source of this 1857-nucleotide messenger RNA. It is a transcript of the gene Tango10, whose product is annotated as BTB/POZ domain-containing protein 17. NCBI's taxonomy places the organism in Eukaryota, Metazoa, Arthropoda, Insecta, Ephemeroptera, Baetidae. Gene Ontology annotation, molecular function: protein binding. Bases 141 to 1562 code for a protein of 473 amino acids. The transcript is spliced from 9 exons. The record is from RefSeq and is a predicted model, not a curated record.